Messenger RNA from Theobroma cacao (cacao), 1445 nucleotides. Its product is annotated as polyubiquitin. Lineage: Eukaryota; Viridiplantae; Streptophyta; Magnoliopsida; Malvales; Malvaceae. The record is from RefSeq and is a predicted model, not a curated record. Gene Ontology annotation, molecular function: protein binding.
CUCAACCUCUUUCCCUCUAUAAAUAAAUCACCAUUUUCCCUAAUUUCACCUAUCAAAGUUCAUUUCUCUCAAAGUCUCAUCGAUCGAAAAGCUUUCGAUUUUCAAAUCUCUUUCUCAGAAGAUGCAGAUCUUUGUGAAAACCCUUACUGGCAAGACCAUCACCCUCGAGGUGGAAAGCUCUGACACUAUUGAUAAUGUCAAAGCUAAGAUUCAAGACAAGGAAGGGAUCCCACCAGACCAACAGAGGCUUAUCUUUGCUGGUAAACAGCUAGAGGAUGGCCGCACCCUUGCUGAUUACAAUAUCCAGAAGGAGUCCACCCUCCACCUUGUUCUUCGACUUAGGGGUGGCAUGCAGAUAUUUGUGAAAACUCUCACUGGGAAAACCAUCACUUUGGAGGUGGAGAGUUCGGAUACCAUCGAUAAUGUGAAGGCCAAGAUUCAGGACAAGGAGGGUAUCCCACCAGACCAGCAGAGGUUAAUUUUUGCUGGAAAACAGCUUGAAGAUGGCAGAACCCUUGCAGACUAUAACAUUCAGAAGGAGUCAACCCUCCAUUUGGUGUUGCGACUCCGUGGUGGCAUGCAAAUUUUUGUGAAGACUCUCACUGGAAAGACUAUUACCUUGGAAGUUGAGAGUUCUGAUACCAUUGACAAUGUAAAAGCUAAGAUCCAGGACAAGGAAGGUAUCCCUCCAGAUCAACAGAGGCUGAUAUUUGCCGGCAAACAGUUGGAGGAUGGGAGGACGCUUGCAGAUUACAAUAUCCAAAAGGAGUCAACCCUCCACUUGGUGCUGCGUCUGCGUGGUGGAAUGCAGAUUUUUGUGAAAACCUUGACUGGUAAAACCAUCACUUUGGAGGUGGAGAGCUCUGACACAAUUGACAACGUUAAAGCCAAGAUCCAAGAUAAGGAGGGUAUCCCACCUGACCAACAGAGGUUGAUUUUUGCUGGAAAGCAGCUUGAGGAUGGGAGGACACUUGCAGACUAUAACAUCCAAAAGGAGUCAACCCUGCAUUUGGUUUUGCGCCUGAGAGGAGGGAUGCAGAUAUUUGUGAAGACCUUGACUGGGAAAACCAUCACCCUGGAGGUUGAGAGCUCAGACACGAUUGACAAUGUGAAAGCAAAGAUUCAGGACAAGGAGGGGAUUCCUCCAGACCAGCAGAGGUUGAUCUUUGCUGGCAAGCAGUUGGAGGAUGGUCGCACUCUGGCUGACUACAAUAUCCAGAAGGAGUCCACCCUUCAUCUUGUCCUUCGCCUCCGUGGUGGUUUCUAAGUUGUACUUGUGUUCUAAUUUUGCCAAUCUGUGGCAAAAGGCUCGAAUAGUUUCAAAACUCCUUUUAAAAUACUGUUCUGGUUUAAUGGUUUUGAUGCUGUGUGGUGCUGAAAUGGUUGGAAACAUUUCAGCUAAUAUUAAAUAAAGUUCUAUCCCGUUCAAAAAUUGUUAUCUUCUA